UACUCAGGGUGGUGUAUUGACCUGGAUCUCCCAGGGUUUAACAGGUGCCCUUCCCCAGCCUAAAACAGACAGGGCAAACAGUGAUGCCAAACAACAGGAGGUUAACAUCAAUAGCAACGCAAAUGAAGAGACAGGAGUGAUAAACUGGAUUGUGCAGGGAUUAGGCAAAGUGGUUCCCCAACCUGAUGACAAGCACAAACAGCAGACAGAAUCCCAGGAGGUUACUGAGGUUCCAAAAAUAGUGCCAGAGGUAAAGGUGGAGCAAACUGAGAUUAAAGAGGUUAAAGUAGUUAAAGUAGAGCCUGAGCCUCAACCUCAAGUCCCUGUGGUGGAGGUGGUCCCUGUUGCAGAACCAGAAGAAGACACGUCAUUGACACCCAAGGUAAUGGAGUGGAUCAAGCAAAGUUUUGAAAAGGUGGUUCCACAGCCAGGACACUCUCCACUUACUCCAGAAACUUCAGAUAAAAAGGAACCUGCUACAGAUAUGGCACCUCAGUCUCCAAAGGCACCUGAACCCCCAGCAGCUGAGGAAGCAACCAAGGACACAAAUGUGGUAGAGGAAUCCAACAUGGUUGGCUGGAUUGUGGAGGGUCUCGGUCGCAUUAUGCCACAGCCCGUUUCAAAACCAAAAGAGGAUACGUCAGAUACAGUUCAAAGCAUCUGCAUCCUGCAGGAAGACUUUAUGCAGGAGGACAAUCUGUUCCCAGAGGAAAACGUGGUGCAAGAGGGGAACUUGGUGCCGGAGGUGAACCUGGUACUGGAGAAGGACAUGGUGCUGGAGGAGGUAGAAUCAGACUGGGAGCAGCAGCAGGUGGAGCAGGUUUGUCUGCUCAGUGCUGAGCUGGAGAAACAACCCGAACAUCAGAUGGAGAAUCAGAUUUGCCCUCUGCUGGAUGUCCAACAAGUGCAUACCACAUGUAAUGUCUUAGUCACACAGCAGGAGGAUGCUGAAAUACAAACAGAUCGCUGGACUCCUUUAAUAGAGAAAAUUAGACGUGAGGCUGAAGAAGCUGCCUUGGUCUCCAUGAAAAAGAGGCUGGAGCGUGUGCGUCUGGAGGCGGCGAGGAUGGCGGAGGAGUUGGCGCGCCAGGCUGCUGAACUGGCAGUGAGACAACUGGAGGAGGAACACACUGGAAUCAGAGUCAAAGAGACAGAACGUCUGUCUGAAGCAGAGAAUGGAGAGCUCCUCUCCAACAUCCAGGAAGAAGAAAAUGAAGAUGACCCAGAAGCAGACAUUAAGAGCUGUCUGGUGGAUGUGUGUCCUGUUGAGGAGCUUGAAACACAUAUAACUGAGAUUACAGAGCAAAUCUUACAAAAGGAGGAGGCACCAGAGCCACUUACUCCAAAGGAAUCCACUCCUGCAAGUCAACGUGAGGCAGGAGAUGCCCCACCACUGGAGGCAGUUGUCCAACUACAACCUGAUAGAGAAGAUCAAGUAAGAGCAAAAGACCAUUCACCUGUAUUGUUACAUCUGUUUAGACGCUAACCUGUAGUGUCUCCAGUUGUAACCUCUAAGCUUGCAAGACGUGUUUCAGCUCCCUUUCUUCCAGCUGUUAUACAGGAGGAUGAGACACUUAAAGAGGAACGUGAUGAAUGUCCUCAUGUGAAUGUAGAAGAAGUCGAAGAUGGAUCCAUUUCUACUGUACCACAAAUUGUUGAACCUCAGGAGUUGAAUAGUGUCACCCUAACUGUACCCAUUACUGUACUGGCCACCCACAGCAAAGCAGUCCAUGUAGAGAGGGCUUCACAGGCAGACAACCAAAGUAAAGAAGGUGAAAUGGAGAAACAUCAAGAUCAGACCCCCCAGGGUGGCCUCCUCACUGUGGAGGAAGAUGAUGCUGAGCGUCCUCUCUCUUCGGCCAGUCAGAAAAGUGUCAUACUUAAUGAACGUCUGCAGGACCUGAUUAAGUUUUUUAAGGAACGAACAGAACGAACUAAAGAAAGGCUGAUUGACCCAGAUGAGUCUGAAGAGGACAGUCCCUCUGCUACACCUACGAAAAAGGCCGCUGCUCCUUCACCCCCUCCACCUCCACCGCCUCCUCCACAAGAGGAGCAGAAAGAUGUUCCUGCUGCCGAUGAGAUCGAAGAGGAGGAGUUCCUGGAGUUUAUGGGCUACCAAAUCAAAGUACCCAAGGUGCCUCCAAUGCCAGACUGGCUGAGAGCCAUCGUGGAGUAUCGUUUCCCUUCAAGCAUCGAUCCUUUCACUGAUCUGAUCUAUGUGGUGUGGCUGUUUUUUGUGAUGUGUGCAUGGAACUAUAACGUGUGGCUUAUCCCGGUGCGCUGGGCGUUCCCGUAUCAAACACCAGAAAACAUCCAUCUCUGGCUGCUAGCAGACUACUUAUGUGAUACUAUCUACAUCCUGGACAUUGUGGUCUUUCAGCCCAGGCUACAGUUUGUCCGUGGGGGAGAUAUAGUGUGUGAUAAAAAGGAUAUGAGAGAACAUUAUAUGAAAACAGAACGUUUUAAGAUGGACAUGAUCAGUCUAUUGCCCCUGGACGUUCUUUACUAUUUCACAGGUGUUAAAUCUGUCCUGCGAUUCCCACGUCUUUUAAAGUACAUGGCAUUCUUUGAAUUUAAUGAUCGUCUGGAAGCAGUGAUGAAAAAAGCCUACAUUUACAGAGUGAUCCGGACCAGCGCAUACUUGCUCUACUCGCUGCACUGCAACGCCUGUCUGUUCUACUGGGGUUCUGAUUACGAAGGCCUUGGCUCCACUAAAUGGGUAUAUGAUGGCAGAGGCAACAGUUAUAUCCGCUGCUACUACUUUGCUGUAAAAACUCUGAUCACAAUCGGAGGUCUCCCAGAUCCCACGACGGUCUUCGAAAUCGUCUUUCAGCUGGUCAAUUACUUUGUGGGAGUGUUUGCUUUUUCGAUUAUGAUCGGUCAGAUGAGAGAUGUUGUAGGAGCAGCUACUGCAGGUCCGGCAUACUACAGGUCGUGUGUGGACAGCACGGUAAAGUACAUGACCGUUUAUAAGAUCCCACGUGAGGUUCAGAACAGAGUCAAGACCUGGUAUGACUAUACGUGGCAAUCGCAAGGCAUGCUGGAUGAACAGGAGCUGCUCAUACAGCUGCCUGAUAAGAUGCGUCUAGACAUCGCAGUGGAUGUGAACUACUCCAUUGUCAGCAAAGUGGCCCUAUUCCAAGGUUGUGACAGACAGAUGAUAUUUGACAUGUUGAAGAGACUAAAGUCUGUGGUCUACCUCCCAGGAGACUAUGUCUGUAAGAAGGGUGAGAUUGGCAGAGAGAUGUACAUCAUCAAAGCUGGAGAGGUACAAGUGGUUGGAGGCCCUGAUGGUAAAACAGUGUUUGUGACUUUGAGGGCCGGAUCUGUGUUUGGGGAAAUCAGCUUGCUGGCUGUAGGUGGAGGGAACAGGCGAACAGCUAAUGUGGUGGCGCACGGCUUCGCUAAUCUCUUCAUCCUGGAUAAAAAAGACCUCUCUGAGAUCAUGGUGCAUUACCCAGAGUCGCAGAAAAUACUGCGCAAGAAAGCCAAGAAGAUGCUAACGAAGGAUAAGAAGCCUCCAGAAGAGAAGGGCCUGGGUAAGGAUUCUGGUCAGGUGAUUCCAAGACGUCCAGAGACUCCCAAACUAUUUAAGGCCGCCCUGGUGGUGGGCAAAGGAGAAACAUUUGCCAAAUUGAAAGAGACCUACAAAGAUACUGGAGCCACACUAGAGCCUUCCGGCAGCACAUCAGCGUCCACCGCAGCCAUACCUGUACCCCCUCCCUCACCCGUUCACCAUCGCUCACCCAUCCAGCGCACAGUUACACAAGACGAGGAUGACAUGGUGGCACAGACUACUGACAGCACAGUGAUCAUCCGCAUGACUCCACGCCAUCAUGGAGAGGAGAUUCUCAGCGUUGAAAUGGCGGAGGAAGAUGAUGGAUCAGCUGGGGAAAGCAAGCAGGAGGGGCAGAAAGAAGAAUAGAAGUUGUAAGAAAGGAUGAGGAGUUAUCAAACAAGGCUGGGGAAAAAAACAUGCAACAAUCAUGCUUUUACUAUUAUGGAGAAUUAUUUUAACUGAAGACAAACCAAAGUGGUUUUUGCUAU
Messenger RNA from Clarias gariepinus (North African catfish), 4047 nucleotides. RefSeq names its product cyclic nucleotide gated channel subunit beta 1a (gene cngb1a). Gene Ontology annotation, cellular component: plasma membrane; photoreceptor outer segment; intracellular cyclic nucleotide activated cation channel complex. Gene Ontology annotation, biological process: retina homeostasis; monoatomic cation transmembrane transport. Gene Ontology annotation, molecular function: protein-containing complex binding; intracellularly cGMP-activated cation channel activity; cGMP binding. NCBI's taxonomy places the organism in Eukaryota, Metazoa, Chordata, Actinopteri, Siluriformes, Clariidae. The transcript is spliced from 36 exons. The record is from RefSeq and is a predicted model, not a curated record.